AUGGCGACCCAACAGCCCUCAGGCCUCACUGCCGAGCAGAUCAAGGCUCUGUUCAAUAUCCUCACCCAUUUCGAGACCUACCACGAGAUCGAAGACUUCAAGAAGCCAGAGACCAUUUCCGACUAUGGCUACCCUUUUGCGCAGAGCUCCAAGCCCAGCGAGGCCGUCACCUAUGCCCCAGAGUCCUCGGCGCCCCUCCUACAGUCUCUCUUCACCAGAUUUAUCCUGAAGCUACCGGGCGUCUCCUCCUUUGUUCCCGAGUUUUGGAACGUCCGAGUUCAGGGGAUCCUCAAGAACUUUGCCGAGGCCGAGCUGUCCGAGAGCUACGAGAAGGGCACGCUGGGUACUAGAAAGACCCUGGCGACCGCCUCAUCCACUGUCAUCGAGACAGUCGCGCGUGGCAUGAUUGGUGGCGGACCCUAUAGCGACCCCUCGACGCGGCUUGAGCAGUACGAUCUGAACAGAGCGGAAGACCUGGCGCAGGCCUGGGAUGAUGCUAUGCAUGACCUCGUUUACGGGGACCUCUGCGACAGCUUACUUGACCACCUUGCCGAGACGGACGACUUCGAAUCACACUCUCCAAUGACCCAGGCGGCGAACGAGUACAUCAUUUUCCACUUGGCUGGACUUGCCCACCAAGUGCUGGUUGUCUCACCUGAGGGCCAGUACCUCGUCAAGCUUAUGGAGCAAGUUCACAAGAUGGUGCCAUACAACAUGGUACGGCAGACACUCAAGGUCGGCAAUGCUGCGACAAUGAUCGCUGGCAUGAUGAAAAUCUUUCUGGCCAAGCUCAGUGUCGGUUCGGUUUCGAACUGGUUUGGCAUAACAAAGGAUGCUGCAGAUGGCAUGAAUCUUAUGCAGAGGAUCAUCUCCGUCAUCCUCGGCUGGGACUGCGCAGAGUUCAAGAAGACGAUCGACAGAAUCGCCAAAGACAAGAACAGGCCAAGUAAAGGCGCUCUAGAUGCCAUCAAGGCCCACACUCAAUCCCCUCCGACCGAACGCGAAGUGAUCCGAGCCAUGAGCGCGCAACAAGACAAGUCCAUCAUCGCCGUCAUCCUCGAGACCGCAAACCCCAUCCUACUUUCCGACCUCAGCGAGGACGAGCACACAAUGUGCCUAGAAUACUACGCAGCACUACUGGCUAUGCGCGAUCGGGAGGAAAUCAUCAGCAUUCUUUGCAGGCAGAGCCCAGACUACCUCACCCAGGCAGUCCGCGAGGCAGUAGCCGGGAUGGAUCCCAUUAUCCGCGCCGUACACAACAAGGUCGACCUCUCAGACCAUGUCAGGGACUACCACAUGUUCCUCGACCAGCUGAUCGCCUGCAGCAAACCAAAGAAGGGGAAGAACAAGGAUGAUACGGAGACUAUGCCCACGGUGGAGGACUACGUCAAGCUGUGCAAGGACAAUAAGCAUCUCUUGUACAAGUGGCUGCACGCUGUGGGCGGCAAAUGCCCAGAAGUCAUGGAUCAGUUCAGGGAGUGGGCAAAGAACUCCCUGGUUGCGUUCCAUAAGACUAAGAAUGGCGGCGCGAGCAUCGAGGAGCAGCUGGGUGACAUGUUCAACCAGGUUCCCGAUAACAGCAGAGCGGCCCUCCUUCCCAUCAUCGACGCUCACGCUGCAUACCUACGGGACUUAGAACGACUGUCCUUGACGCGCAUGCAGACCAUCAUCGAGGGCAACUCGACGAGUAUGGCUGGCCCGGGUGUCUACUUGGUACGGUGGCAGAACCUGAUGGAUGAUACCCUCAUUACGCCUGUGAGGCCCGUCGGUCCGGUGCGGUUGGGCAAAGACGUCAAGGGGCUGGCGCCGACACAAGGCAAGCGGGGUUCUGCUUCAAGUGAUGCUGGCGAGAUCAUUGCGGCCGUCCGCGACAUGAAUCUGUCUUCUUUACCAGAAGCGCCAGAUGUGCAGGCGGUUAUCCAGGCGCUGGGGCCUAGGUUCAAGCAGAUGCUCACCAUAGCAUCCAGAGCCAAUGGUCCUCCGACGAACGGCACGGCCAACGGACAUGCUUCGCCUAUUUGA
Molecule: messenger RNA, 2022 nt
Organism: Colletotrichum abscissum
Lineage: Eukaryota; Fungi; Ascomycota; Sordariomycetes; Glomerellales; Glomerellaceae
Exons: 3
Coding region: 1-2022 (673 amino acids)
Molecular function (GO): phosphatidylinositol binding
Source: RefSeq, a predicted model, not a curated record